AUGGUACGGAUUACUGAUUUCCCCACCGAACUACUACUUAUCAUUUUUCCUCAUCUUAAAGUAGCCGAUUUGGUGGCAAUUCGUGACUCAAGAACCACCGCGGACGUCAUCGAAUGCGUAGACUCGUUGUUGUUUGAGUGUGUUAGUUUUGUCUACGAUGCCGAAUUAGAUUUAGAUGAAGACAUGCUGGAUAUAUUAGGGGAUUACAAUGAGGAGGACGAUGAUAGUGAGGAUGAAGAUAUACAAGAUGAGGAGGACGAUGAGAUGAUUGCGUCGGAUGAUAGUGAUGGGAUGUGGACCGAUGAGGAGUUCUCAUCUGGUGAUAUGUCAUCUGUUGAGGGAUCUGACACCACAUCAAGUAUUGCAGAUCAUAGUAAUGAAGAAGAUGAUCCGCUUAAUGGUGAUGAUGAUGGAGAUAGUUGGCAUGGAUUUUCUGAUAAUGAGUCUCAACUCAAUGAUAACUCUGAAGCUGGUCCAAUUAGCGGAUCUGAAAACAAUUCAACCCUUACGAUUGAUAAUUCCCCAGUGAUUAGGAUGGUACUAAAUGAUGCUAACCAAGUAGAGUUUGGUAGUGGAAGUGGGGAAUAUGAAGUUGCAGAUUUUGGUCCUCCAACUGAACAUGAAUUUGUAGAUUAUACAGCUCAAUCUAUUGAUCGACUCACUGGGACUUCAAGGCCAUUAGAAGAGCCUCAGGAAGGCAGUGAUGUCCCACUACUGCUAGAUGAUGAACAGGGAGAAUUGCUGCCAAAAUAUAUCUGCACAUCUUUGCCAUUUAGGUACUUGCAGUUUCUGAAUGCCUCGGGAAUGCUCCGAAUCCAUGCUCGAGACGCUGAUCUUUUGCAGCAAUUCAAUUAUCAUAUUAGAGAAGUAGAAGUUGAAGGAAUGGACGUUAUGGAACCUUACAACUGGCAUGAAUCAAUGCGGGUGGUACAAUUCAUCAAUUCACUUCCCAGACUCUGGAAGCUUACAAUUGAUGCCGUAUCAUUUGGCUCAAUUAAUGCUGAGGUGAGAAAUCGAGUGGAAGACUUAUCAUUGUUCGCACCAGCAGGGCCAAUGACCAAUCUUGAAGGAUUGAAUAAUUUGAUAACGUUGGAAGUGGAAGGGUUUGCCAUUGAAACGUUGAUAAAUAUGGAGAAAUCCACAAAACUAUGGAAAUUCAUCGCUAAGAAUUCCAUGAGCUCGGCAGUAAGAAUGCCAGGGAAAAUGGAAAGUUUGAAGAGUAUUACCUGUAACACCAGUGAGAUCAGCACGAUUGAUGGCACAGAAAACUUUGAAAAUUUGGAAUUACUUGAUAUCAGCGAAAGUGAGAUCGAACAUAUUUACAAUGUCAAAUUCCUCACAAAAUUGAGAGUUUUGGAUAUCAGAGCCACCUUAGUGUCUGAUAUUUCUAGUAUUCAAUUUUUGUUGAAUUUGCAAUCCCUUGAUAUCAGCAGUUGUGAAAUCCAGGCUUUAGGCGAUUUGGAACCGUUGAAAAAUUUACAGUGCUUGUUUGCCACGGGCUGCUCUAUUUUCGACGUGGAUGUUGAUUUUAAUAAAUUCACAAACUUGAAAAUGUUAUGUCUUCUGUGCAACGGGAUAUCAUCGUUCAAGAAUAUUAACGCGAUUCCAAACUUGGAGACCUUGAUUUUACAACAUAAUGCGUUGCGGAAGAUUGACUAUCGUUUAAAUUAUCCGAAAUUAAAACUUCUUUCCAUUGGACAAAACUUCAUUAAGAAAUUCAACCAUUUCGACAAUUUGGAAAGUUUGGAGGAAUUAUGGGUUGGGGAGAAGAUGAAGAUCGAGAUCCCGGAAAAGAAAUUGAGUCGAAAAGCCCCUAAACUUGGAGGUAAGAUUUAUAGAAAGGAUAAUGCGUAUAUUCCACUGUUCAGCUUUCCUGAUUUGCAAUAUGACAUUAAUUAA
This is a messenger RNA of Saccharomycopsis crataegensis, 1899 nucleotides long. RefSeq lists its product as uncharacterized. Bases 1 to 1899 code for a protein of 632 amino acids. Lineage: Eukaryota; Fungi; Ascomycota; Saccharomycetes; Ascoideales; Saccharomycopsidaceae. Gene Ontology annotation, molecular function: protein binding. The record is from RefSeq and is a predicted model, not a curated record. The transcript has a single exon.